AUGUCCUCUGACGCAAAGUCUAUCAAGACCAUGGAGCCCAUCAUUCACGAUGUCUUUGAACCCGACACUGGCACAUGGCAGUACGUUAUUGCGGAUCCAUCCACGAUGAGCGCCGCCAUCAUCGACCCGGUCCUGGACUAUGAUCGCACCACCCAGAGCCUCACCACUCGGACCGCCGACUGUUUGCUGGCACUGGUCAAGGAGAAGGGAUACAGAGUCGACUGGAUCUUGGAAACUCAUGUCCAUGCAGACCAUCUCACGGCGGCGUCGUACCUGCAGAGCCGCCUCGCACGGGAGCAGGGAUACAGUCCGUCUAUCGCCAUUGGCAAACGCAUCGGCCAAGUGCAGAAGUUCUUUGGCAAGCGAUACGGGGUCCCAGAGGACCAAUAUGGAGUCGUUUUUGACCAUCUCAUGGACGAUGAUGAGACGUUCGAAAUUGGCAAUAUGAGCGCGACAGCGAUCCAUCUCCCUGGUCACACGCCCGACCAUAUGGGCUACAAAGUUGGAGACAACGUCUUUUGUGGCGAUUCUGUUUUCCACGCCGACAUUGGUACUGCUCGGUGCGAUUUCCCCGGUGGCAGCGCUGAUAGCCUGUUCGCCUCAGGCCGCAAGCUACUCAGUCUGCCAGAUCAUGUCAAGAUAUGGACCGGCCACGAUUAUCCCCCGCAGGAUCGCGGCUCUCCCAGGGCGUACAUGACCGUCCAUGAGCACAGAGAGCAGAAUAAGCAUCUCAAGGACGGCAUCACAGCCGAAGAGUUUGUCGCCAUGCGCAAUGAGCGUGAUGCGAAGCUGGCGGCCCCGAGGAUGCUGCAUCAGUCGCUGCAAAUAAACAUUCGAGGAGGACGAUUGCCCACCCCGACCGAUGAAGGUGAUCGAAUGUUGCGACUGCCACUCGAUUUGAAAGGCACAGAAUGGUAG
Molecule: messenger RNA, 918 nt
Organism: Trichoderma citrinoviride
Lineage: Eukaryota; Fungi; Ascomycota; Sordariomycetes; Hypocreales; Hypocreaceae
Product: Metallo-hydrolase/oxidoreductase
Exons: 2
Coding region: 1-918 (305 amino acids)
Biological process (GO): hydrogen sulfide metabolic process; glutathione metabolic process
Molecular function (GO): sulfur dioxygenase activity
Source: RefSeq, a predicted model, not a curated record